Erigeron canadensis is the source of this 2199-nucleotide messenger RNA. Its product is annotated as coronatine-insensitive protein 1-like. The coding region runs from base 81 to 1847 and encodes 588 amino acids. The transcript is spliced from 3 exons. Gene Ontology annotation, biological process: SCF-dependent proteasomal ubiquitin-dependent protein catabolic process. Lineage: Eukaryota; Viridiplantae; Streptophyta; Magnoliopsida; Asterales; Asteraceae. The record is from RefSeq and is a predicted model, not a curated record. Gene Ontology annotation, cellular component: SCF ubiquitin ligase complex.
UCCCUUUCCCUAUCUCAUCUCAAAGGAAAAAACUGAACCUAAUUCCCCUACUUUUACUCAUCCUAAUUUUUGGGAAGCAAAUGAAUAUGCAGCAAGAGGAAGAGGUCAAAUCAUCCCGAUCCGAUACGGAGUUCACCGACACGGUGUUCAACUGUGUUGUUCCGUACAUUCACGACAGCCGUGACCGGAGCUCCGUGUCGUUGGUCUGUCGGAAAUGGUGCGAGCUAGACGGAGCAACACGGAAACAUGUGACUAUUGGUAUGUGUUACUCGACAACCCCGUCUCGUUUAGUACAUCGUUUUCCUUUGUUAGAAUCGUUGACUAUUAAAGGCAAACCUCGUGCUGCUAUGUUUGACCUUAUACCCGAGAAUUGGGGCGGGUUUGUUACUCCAUGGGUGUUAGAAAUUAGUAGGUCUUUGACUUGUCUGAGAAGUGUUCAUUUUAGACGGAUGAUUGUUAAAGAUUCUGAUCUCGAAUUGUUGACUAGGAGUCGGGGAAAUGAGCUUCGGGUUUUGAAGCUCGAUCUGUGUUCUGGGUUUUCGACGGAUGGGUUGUUGCAUAUUGGUAGGGUGUGUAGUAAUUUGAGGGAAUUGUAUUUGCAAGAAAGUUUGAUUGUGGAGAAAGAUGGGGAUUGGUUACAUGAAUUAGCUAUGCGUAAUAUGGUUUUGGAGUCUUUGAAUUUUUAUAUGACUGAACUUGUUAAGUUUGAUUAUAAAGAUUUAAAGCUUAUUGCGAAAAAUUGUUGUCAGAGUUUGGUGUCUGUUAAGAUUAGUGAUUGUGAUGUUACGGAUCUUGUGGAUUUCUUUAGCUAUGCUGUUAACUUAGAAAAGUUUGGUGGCGGGGCGUUUGGUAACCAAGCAGAGAAAUAUAUUGGGAUGAAGUUUCCCCCGCGUUUGAGAAGCAUGGCGUUGAAUUACAUUAGUCAACCCGAAAUUCCAGUUGUGCUGCCUAUUGCUUCUCGAAUAACAGAACUUGAUCUUCUUUAUGCAAUGAUUGAUACAGAUGGUCAUUGCUUUUUGGUUCAAAGGUGUCCUAAUUUGGUAGUACUUGAUACAAGGGAUGCGAUUGGGGAUGUGGGAUUACAAGUUCUUGGUCACUUUUGCAAGAAAUUGCGAAGGAUUAAGAUUGAAAGAGGUGAUGAUGAAGAGGGGUUUGUUUCGCAAAGAGGGCUGAUUGAUCUGGCACAAGGAUGUGUCGAGUUAGAAUGCUUACAUGUAAAUCUCACUGAUAUUACAAAUGAAGCUUUGUAUUGUGUAGGAACUCACUUGAAAAACCUGUAUGAUUUUCGUAUGAUUUUACUUGAUAAAGAAGUUACAAUUACAGAAUUACCACUAGAUAAUGGAAUUCGGGCUUUGUUGAGUGGGUGUAGCAAGAUAGAAAGGUUAGGUGUUUAUCUUAGGCCUGGGGGAUUGACUGAUGUCGGUUUGGGCUAUAUUGGACAAUAUGCUGAAAAUGUGGAAUAUAUGCUUCUUGGUUUUACUGGGGAAACUGAUGCAGGGUUCAUAGAGUUAUCAAAAGGGUGUCCAAAAUUGCAGAAACUUGAAAUGAGAGGCUGUGGUUUCAGUGAGCAAGCACUUGCUACUUUUGUGCUAAAUGUAGCUUCUUUGAGGUACUUGUGGAUUCAGGGUUACCAUGCCAGUGAAAAUUGUAGUGGUUUAAUGGACAUGGCUCGUCCAUUUUGGAAUAUGGAGUUAAUUAGUUCUAAAACCGAAAGGCAUGAAGAUGUACCCCAGAAUCCAGAGCAGCAGCAACCACCAUCUUUGCUUGCAUAUUACUCGCUUGCUGGACAAAGAACGGAUUUUCCAGAGGCUGUUCUUCCCCUGCACCCACCUUUAAAUGUUCAGUAACAAAUUCAUCUUGUUGAUGUGCUGCAUCAGAUCUGUUCACUUCAUACUGCAAGCAGCAAAGUCAUUGAUCAUCGAGUUGGAUAUCCGAUAGACAGCCUUAUAGCAGGAUCAGAUUUGAAUAAGCUCAUAGUGAACAUGGCUACUUUGAACGUGUCAAAUAAUACUUUUAAUAUGAUGGCGUAAAAGGCACGCCAUGAUCCCAUUAAGGUUUUCUUUGUUUGGGGGUUUGUUCCUUUACUUUCCAUAAAGUUCAACUUUUUAAUUUUGUUUUUCUUUUGUUUCCUGUCUCAUUCAGAUCAAUAUGUAACCAAUAUAUACUCAACUUGAUUAUAAUAAUGUUGAUCUUUGCACA